Messenger RNA from Coffea eugenioides, 2477 nucleotides. RefSeq names its product calcium-dependent protein kinase 18-like. The record is from RefSeq and is a predicted model, not a curated record. The coding region runs from base 425 to 2134 and encodes 569 amino acids. Gene Ontology annotation, cellular component: nucleus; cytoplasm. Gene Ontology annotation, molecular function: ATP binding; calcium-dependent protein serine/threonine kinase activity; calmodulin binding. Gene Ontology annotation, biological process: protein autophosphorylation; peptidyl-serine phosphorylation; intracellular signal transduction. The transcript is spliced from 12 exons. Lineage: Eukaryota; Viridiplantae; Streptophyta; Magnoliopsida; Gentianales; Rubiaceae.
UUGCCAACGCCAACUCUUCAUCCCUGGCCCUUAGCCCGACUUCGCAGCUCCCUCCAAUUUCUCUCUCAUGACCGUCUUCCUUCCAAAAGUCUCUUUUGACCAUCGACACCACCAUCACCACGUCUCCCUCUCCUUCUUCCCUUCUUCCUCCAAACUUUCCUCCUGUAACCUGAUUAUUUUAUUAUCACCAUUUCACAUUUCUUCCCUUUCAUAUAUAUAUAUAUAUAUAUAUACACACACACACACACCUUUUUUGCCUACAUUUCCACCUAUAUAUGUUGAUCAAUACUCAUCUUUCUUUGAAUUUCUUUUUCUUGGUCUUAUUCUCUGUCCUUUGAAUCCUUAAAACCCAUUGAAAGGAUUGGAUAACGAAAAGGUGGGAUUGAAGAAAAAGGCAGGAUUUUUAUUUAUUUAUUUGCUGAAAAUGGGUAGCUGCUUUUCAACCACCAAGGUGAGUGGUUCUAACAGCAACACCCCGACCACCACCACCACCACCACCGUGAGCCACCAGCAGCAGAAUAGGAAGGUGUCCACCAAGGCAACCACCUCAGGUAAUAACUCAGUGGCCUCAAAAGAACAGGAGUUGCAUUAUAAAGGAAAAGGAAGCCAUCCUAAUCAGCAGAAACAGAAGAAUACAGAGCAGGGCAAAAAGCCCAGUUCUAGAAGGCAAGGAGGGGUUAUCCCUUGUGGAAAAAGAACAGAUUUUGGGUAUGAUAAGGAUUUCGAUAGGAGGUAUACGCUUGGGAAAUUAUUGGGUCAUGGUCAAUUUGGGUAUACAUAUGUUGGCACAGAUAAGUCUAAUGGCGAUCGUGUGGCGGUUAAGAGAAUUGAGAAGAACAAGAUGGUUCUUCCAAUUGCUGUUGAAGAUGUCAAACGAGAAGUAAGGAUAUUAAAAGCUUUAGCUGGCCAUGAGAAUGUUGUGCAAUUCUAUAAUGCAUUUGAGGAUGAUUCUUACGUAUAUAUAGUGAUGGAGUUGUGUGAAGGUGGAGAAUUACUGGAUCGUAUUUUGUCCAAAAAAGACAGCCGAUAUACUGAGAAAGAUGCUGCAAUAGUAGUACGUCAGAUGCUAAAAGUUGCUGCUGAGUGUCAUUUACAUGGUUUGGUACACCGUGAUAUGAAGCCAGAGAACUUUCUUUUCAAGUCACCAAAGGUGGAUUCAUCCUUGAAAGCAACAGAUUUUGGUCUUUCUGACUUCAUCAGACCAGGGAAGAAAUUUCAAGACAUUGUUGGUAGCGCGUAUUAUGUUGCUCCAGAAGUACUGAAGCGCAGAUCGGGUCCUGAAUCAGAUGUAUGGAGCAUUGGCGUUAUAACAUACAUUCUACUCUGUGGGAGGCGCCCCUUCUGGGACAAAACUGAGGAUGGCAUAUUUAAGGAGGUUCUCAGGAAUAAACCUGAUUUUCGUCGUAAACCGUGGCCAAGCAUAAGCAACAGUGCUAGAGACUUUGUAAAGAAAUUACUGGUGAAGGAUCCUCGUGCCAGACUUACAGCUGCUCAAGCAUUAUCUCAUCCCUGGGUUCGAGAAGGAGGUGAUGCAUCGGAGAUACCAGUUGAUAUUUCUGUUCUCUCCAACAUGCGGCAAUUUGUAAAGUACAGUCGUCUAAAACAGUUUGCACUAAGGGCUUUGGCUAGCACACUUGAUGAGGAGGAAUUGGCUGAUCUCCGCGAUCAGUUUCAUGCAAUUGACGUGGACAAAAAUGGAUCUAUAAGUCUUGAAGAAAUGAGACAGGCCCUUGCCAAAGAUCUUCCUUGGAAAAUGAAGGAUUCACGUGUUCUUGAGAUUCUUCAAGCAGUAGAUAGCAACGCUGAUGGGCUUGUGGACUUCUCAGAAUUUGUUGCGGCCACUUUACAUGUCCAUCAGCUGGAGGAGCAUAAUUCAGAGAAGUGGCAACAGAGAUCACAGGCUGCUUUUGACAAGUUUGAUGUUGACAAGGAUGGAUACAUAACACCAGAUGAACUCAAAAUGCACACGGGUUUACGAGGCUCUAUAGACCCACUCUUAGAGGAAGCGGAUAUCGACAAAGACGGAAAGAUAAGCUUAGCAGAAUUUCGUAGACUGUUGAGAACUGCUAGUAUGAGCUCACGAGUUGUCAGUAGCCCAACUGUAAAUAAAGUUCCGCGGAAGUUAAUAGCUUAAUACAGUUUUGCAUCUUUUGGUCUAAUUGAGGAUGUCAAAACAGUUGGAUUUCAUCUCACUUGUUAAAAAUUGUUCGGCAAAUCAAUAUUUUACGUGUUCGCUCUCGCUCUCAUGCUUUUGGAAGGUAGUUGUUAGAGGGACGUAUGCAAAGUAUCAUUUGAAGGGCACCCCAUGUAAAGCUGAUUUGGCCUUCCAAAAGAAAAAUCGGCUAGGUGUGAGGUGUAUCUUUCCUGUACAUUAUAUUUGUUAGCGUUAUGAAGCACCGCUGCUUCCCGCAUGAUGUAUCAUAUGGUGGUAAAUUACUCAAUAAGAUGUGAUAUGGUUGUCCAUGAACUGGGUACUA